AUGAAUGAAACCAUUGAAGAGCGAAAUUUACGACUUGAUCUCAAUCGUUUGAGAAUUGAUUCAUUAAGGGCUUCAGAAACAUCUAAUGAACGAAAUACACGAGUGGAAAAGCAACGUUUAAGAUCAGCUGCAGCAAGAACAGCAUUGCGUAGUCGUCCAUUAGAUUUUUAUCGUGCGGCGUUUCGUUAUGAUAAUGAAAUCAAUUAUAGUUUACUUUCAUGUGUUAUAAUCGGCUCAAUGAACAAAAUAUGUAAAGCGUUGAAAUUCAAAAAUGAGAAACCGGGAAUGUGCUGUGCGAAUGGAAAAGUUAAAUUACCAGAUUUAAUUUCUCCACCCGAACCGUUAUUAUCUUUGGUGUCAGGUGUGACAAGUGAAUCCAAACAUUUUUUGAUAAAUGUACGCAUGUACAAUGCAUGUUUUCAAAUGACAUCGUAUGGUGCAACUAAAAUUAUGAACGAUCAUUACAUGCCAACGUUUAAAAUUCAAGGCCAAAUUUAUCAUCGUGCUGGUUCUUUACUUCCUUCAUCAGAUGGAGAACACAAGUUUCUUCAAAUAUAUUUUAUGGGCAAUGAAAUUGAACAGGUUAAUCAACGAUGUUCAAUCAGUACGGGAACAAGACGAGAGAUUGUUGGAUCAUUGCAAAUUUUAUUUAAUGAACACAAUUUAUUGAUUCGUUUGUUUAAAACGGCUCUGAAACGAAUGCCAAGAGAUGAUUAUAGAAUAAUAAUUAGAGCUGAUAAAACACCUGUUGGUCAACACAAAGGACGAUACAAUGCCCCAACAAUGAAUGAGGUUGCAAUUGUUGUUGUUGGAGAUCAAUGCGCAUGUCGUGAUAUCGUGAUUCAUCGUAGGAAUGAUAAACUUGAACGCAUUUCUGAAACGCAUCGAUCGUAUGAUGCGUUACAGUAUCCUAUUAUUUUCUGGCAAGGAGAGGAUGGAUACCAUUUCAAUAUCAAAUUGAAAAAUCCAAUAACAAAAGAGUACAUUCAUUUACGCGAUGCUAUUAUUACUGAUCGAGAUGUGAAUCAAAUCGGAAAAGCAGUUAUACUACCAUCAACUUUUACUGGCAGUCCUCGACAUAUGCAUGAAUAUGCACAGGAUGCCAUGACAUAUGUUCGUUCAUAUGGAUGUCCGGAUUUGUUCAUAACGUUUACGUGCAAUCCGUCAUGGGAUGAAAUUAAAGAUCUUUUACAUGAUGGCCAAUCACCAGCAGAUCGACAUGACAUCAUUGCACGCGUAUUCAAACAAAAAUUAAAAUCCCUAAUGGAUUUUAUCAUCAAACAUAAAAUCUUCGGGCGUGUUCGAUGUUGGAUGUAUUCCAUUGAGUGGCAAAAACGCGGUUUACCUCAUGCCCACAUUUUAAUUUGGCUGAUCGAUCAAAUUGAUGACGUGAUCUCAGCCCAAAUCCCAGAUUCAGAUGUCGAUCCUGAAUUAUUUGAAAUCAUAAUGAAAAAUAUGAUUCAUGGUCCGUGCGGACGUUUUAAUAAAGAUUCACCGUGUAUGUCUGAUGGAAAAUGCACAAAACGAUAUCCAAAAGAUUUAACUGCCGAAACGAUGACUGGCUCUGAUGGUUAUCCAAAAUAUCGUCGUCGAUCAACUGAAGACAAUGGUAAAUCUUUUAUGCUCAAAGUUAAAGGUAAUGAUAUCGAAGUUGACAAUCGUUGGAUAGUUCCAUAUCCACCAAUUCUAUCAAGAGCGUACAAAGCACACAUAAAUGUCGAGUACUGCAAUUCUGUUAAAUCAAUUAAGUAUAUUUGCAAAUAUAUAAACAAAGGAAGUGAUAUGGCAGUUAUUGAGAUAGAAAAGAACUCUGCACCAAUCGAUGAGAUCCAUCAAUAUCAGGCAGGACGGUUAAUUAGUAGUAACGAGGCAAUAUGGCGUAUUUUGGGAUUUGAAAUUCAUGAGAGACACCCGACUGUUCUUCAUUUAGCAGUUCACCUCGAAAAUGGACAGCGAGUAUAUUUUACCCCUGAUAAUGCACAACAACGAGCUGUUGAUCCACCGAAAACAACAUUAACGGAAUUUUUCGCACUGUGCCAAAGAGAUUCAUUCGCAAAAACAUUGUUGUAUUCAGAAGUACCAAAAUACUACACUUGGGACAAAACAGCAAAGAAAUUUGAACGACGCAAACAAGGAAUCAGAAUUGAAGGUCACACAAAUUUAUUUGCAUCAGAUGCCUUGGGUCGACUAUACACUGUCCAUCCUAAUAAUUUCGAAUGUUAUUAUUUACGUAUGUUAUUAAUCAAUGUUCGUGGGCCAACAUCGUUUCAAUCUCUGAAAACAGUUGAUGAACAAAUGUGUGCAACAUAUAGACAAGCUUGCGAGAAUCUACAUCUACUUGAAAAUGAUGCGCAAUGGGAUCUUUCACUUGAAGACGCGUCGAAUACUGGUCAUCCACAUCAAAUACGAGGUUUGUUUGCAGUAAUUUUAACCACAUGUUUUCCUUCAAAUCCUCAAAAUUUGUGGGAAAAAUAUAAAGACUUCAUGAGUGACGAUAUUUUGUUUCGAUUGCGUACAUCAACUGGAAAUUUUGAAUUACAAUUUACAUUUCAAAUAUACAAUGAGGCGUUGAUUAUGAUAGAAGACAAAUGUGUGGCAAUAACGAAUAAAACUCUAAUACAGUUGGGAAUGGAAGCUACUGAUCGAACAACCGAAGGUAUUCACGAUAAUGAUUUACGACGCGAACAAUGUUACGACAUCAAUGAGUUGGAUGCGUAUAUACAAUCAAAUUUACCGAAAUUGAAAACAGAACAAAUGAACGUAUAUAGAACAAUUAUGCAAGCUGUCGAAAAUAAAACGGGUGGACUAUAUUUUCUGGAUGCUCCUGGUGGAACGGGAAAAACUUUUCUCAUUUCAUUAAUUUUGUCAACUAUACGAUCAAAGAAUGGUAUUGCUUUGGCACUGGCAUCUUCUGGAAUUGCAGCAACUCUAUUAGAUGGUGGAAGAACCGCACAUUCAGCGUUGAAGUUACCAUUGAAUUUGCAUAUUACUGAAGCACCUACGUGUAAUAUUUCGAAAAAUUCGGCAAUGGGUGAAAUAUUACGAAUAUGCGAUAUAAUUUCAUGGGAUGAAUGUACGAUGGCUCAUUUCAAAGCUCUAGAUGCACUUGAUCGAACACUGAAAGAUUUGAGAGGGAAAUUACUACCUUUUGGAGGUGCUCUCAUUUUGUUAUCUGGUGAUUUUCGUCAAACUUUACCGGUUAUACCGCGCUCAACACCUGCAGAUGAAAUUCAUGCAUGUUUGAAAUCAUCACAUUUAUGGAAAUGCGUGAAAAAACUACAAUUGAUUACAAAUAUGCGUGUUGAAUUACAAAACGACCCUUCAGCGACACGUUUUGCUAAACAACUGUUGGAUAUUGGAAAUGGAAAUAUACCCAUUGAUGCAUCUACAAAAUGUAUUCCGUUUCCACCUAAUUUUUGUAAUUUGAUUACAUCAAAAGAAGACCUUAUUCAAUGUGUAUUUCCAAACAUUAUCCAAAAUUAUAAGGAGCACAAAUGGUUGAGUGAACGUGCAAUAUUAGCUGCUAAAAACAUUGACGUAGACGAAUUUAAUUUAUCUAUUGAAUAUAAAUUGCCUGGUGAAUUUAUAACAUAUAAAUCAAUUGACAAUGUUAUGAAUCAAGAUGAUGCAGUGAAUUAUCCGACAGAAUUUUUGAAUUCACUUAAUUUACCAGGAAUACCACCACAUGAACUCAAAUUGAAAAUUGGUGUUCCUGUUAUUCUAAUCAGGAAUAUUAAUCCGCCACGUUUAUGUAACGGUACCAGACUUGCCGUUAAAAAAUUAAUGAAUAAUUUAAUUGAAGCAACGAUAAUAACAGGCAAAUAUAAGGGCGAAAAUGUACUUCUACCACGUAUUCCAUUAAUGCCAACAGACAUGCCAUUUGAAUUUAAGCGUAUACAAUUUCCAAUUAAGCUCGCGUUCGCAAUGACAAUCAAUAAAGCAUAA
Sitodiplosis mosellana (orange wheat blossom midge) is the source of this 3945-nucleotide messenger RNA. RefSeq lists its product as uncharacterized. The transcript has 4 exons. Bases 1 to 3945 code for a protein of 1314 amino acids. Lineage: Eukaryota; Metazoa; Arthropoda; Insecta; Diptera; Cecidomyiidae. The record is from RefSeq and is a predicted model, not a curated record. Gene Ontology annotation, molecular function: DNA helicase activity. Gene Ontology annotation, biological process: DNA repair; telomere maintenance.